AUGGAGGCUCAAUGUGAUUCUUGUGGAACCGAACAAGCAUUGGUCUAUUGCGAAUCAGAUUCGGCUAAACUCUGUUUAAACUGUGACGUUUGUGUACACUCAGCGAAUCCUCUGUCCUCAAAACACACGCGAUCUUUGCUCUGCGAGAAAUGCUUCUCCCAACCCGCUUUGAUCCACUGCAUGAACGAGAAGGUUUCUCUGUGCCAAGGAUGUCACUUGACUGCAAGUAACUGCUCUGUUUUAGGACACAUGCUUCAAAACCUCAACCCUUAUUCCGGUUGUCCUUCUCCAACAGAUUUCGCCAAGAUAUGGUCUUCGAUAUUAGAACCUUCUGUCUCAAAUUUGGUUUCUCCAAUUAAUGAUUGCGCCAAGAUGAAUGAACUAGACGAUUGGGAAGGUUUGUCGACUUCCACGGUUACACAAACACACUAUCCAAAGGACUCUUCUUCUUUCUUUUCAAUGGAACAAAAUCUUCCUAAUAUGGUACAGAAGGAAUGUCCUGAUUUGGAUCUAUGCGAAGGGAUUAAUUUGGAGGAUUUACCGCUGAAUUUUAACGCAAGUGAUGAUAUGAUCGGAUGCUCAACACUUGAUCAUAUUCAUACCAAAUGUUACCAGUAUAAUGAGAAUUCUUUGAAGGAAGAGAAGAACAUUGGCUUUGCUCCUCCUCUGCUGCUUCCUGCUGCAUUAUCAGUGAAUGUUGUUCCGAGCUUGUCAUCAGUCUCGAUGUCCAACAUGACAGGAGAAAGCAACGCGAAUGAUUGCGGAAUCUCGUCAGGGUUUUCGAUAGGAGAUUCGCCAUGGGAAUCAAAUAUCGAAGUUAGUUUUAGUCCAAAAUCAAGGGAUGAGGCUAAAAAGAGAUACAAACAAAAGAAAUCAAAGCGGACGUUUGGGAAGCAAAUACGAUACGCAUCACGCAAAGCCAGAGCUGAUACGAGAAAGCGGGUCAAAGGAAGAUUUGUGAAAUCUGGAGAAGCUUUUGAAUACGAUCCAUCACUCAUCAUGAACUAG
Messenger RNA from Microthlaspi erraticum, 1008 nucleotides. NCBI's taxonomy places the organism in Eukaryota, Viridiplantae, Streptophyta, Magnoliopsida, Brassicales, Brassicaceae. The record is from the annotation of a GenBank genome assembly.